AUGGAUAACUAAUUUGAACUUGAAUAAACUAAUAAGUAAUUACUUAGUGUGAGUAAUAGUAAAUCUGAAAUAAUACUUGACAAAUGUCUUACAAUGAUGAGACCAGAAGGUUUAGAACAGUUUCAUUUUCGAAUAGAGGAACAAUUUUAUAAAGUAAAAGUAAAAUGAGUUUAAUAAAAUUUGUAGCAAAAUAAAGUUCUUUUAAUUCAUGAGAAAGAGGGAGAUGAUUUACAAACAAUGAUAGCAUAUUGGAUUUAAGAACAUCAAUAAAGAAAUGUAAAUAUUAUUAAAUAUAAAAGAGAGAUCUAAUAAUACCAUAUUUUGUAGAGCAUGAAAACUAAAAUCAUUAUUAUGCGAUUUAUUACAUUUUAACAAAGUUAAGAGUAUUAUUAAUAUUAUAAUAUAAAUAGGCUGUGUUUAAUAUAACUUAAAAAGUUGAAUUGGAGAGUGAGAAAUUAAAAUAAUAUUUUGAAUAUUGGUUGAAUUUAUGUUCAAGAGAACUUGGCAAUUAAUUAUAUAGUGAUUGUAAAGUAGCAUAUAAACGAGUAUAUCAUAUCAUAUUAUUGAGGGUCAUUAUUGUGAUUCAAGGAAUCGAUAAAUUUUAUAGUAAUGGAGAAGUUAGAGUAUCAUCUUGGCUACCUAAAAUAUUACCUGAUAAUAUUAAAUUUAUUGCAUCAGCUAGAUAAGGAAGUAAAGCAUUUGAAUAUUAUUAAUCUAUUGGAAAUCCAAUUAUUCCCAUGUAAGAUUUAUUUAUUAUCGUAGUGAAAAUGAAAGUAUCGAAACUUGGAAUCUUAUCAAAAACAAUUCACAUAUAUAUAAUGCACUUUUACAUGUCCCAGAAUAAUUACGCAACCAGUUGCACUUUCUUAAACUGUUUUAUACUAUUCUUAGUAAUCCUUUGGAUGAAUAUACAUUAUUGAUUACAGAUGUAUUAGCAUAAGCAGAAAGUAAUUAUUAUAUAAUAAAUAAAUAGAAUUUAUUAGUGAAUUUGAAUUCUUUACUAUUCUCGUUAAUUAAUUUUGUCAUCAUGAUCCAAUAGCUUCGUCUAUAUUUUGUGUUCUUUCUUAUGUUAAUAAAGGUAUAAUCAUAAAUCUAUUAAUAAAGGUAUCUCUAUUGAUGAAAUUAUGGCUAGUUGUUCAUGUACUCAAGAAUAAUUCAUUAAAGUCUAUGAUUUUUUCAAGGUUGUUUUUUAUAUAUUAUAAUUAGGUCUGUUUCCUUGAAAAAAAUCAAGUUUAUGCUAUCUAUAUACUUACUAUGAGAUAAGCAAUUUAAUCAAUAUAAUAUAGCAAAAACUUUUAUGAGUAAUAUUUAUUAAUUAUUGAACAUUCAACUAAUUCUACCAGAAAGUUAGAAGAACUCAUUUGUCAAUAUACAAGAAAUAAAAAGUUUUUUAAAUUAAAAGAAAUAAUAAUAAAUAUAGAACAUUUUCUUAUACUUUGGAAUCCAUAUAAUAAAUUUGAAUUGUGUUAAUUAUGGGAUAUGUUAGAAUAAAAUGGAUAUGAUCUAGUAAUGGAGUAUAAUAAAGCAGUCGAGAACUUUUAAGCUAUUUAUAAACCAACAACAGAAGGACUAUUUUUUAUUAUGUUAUAGAUAUGUAUAUUUCUAAGAGAAUUUUCUAAUUUUGAGAAGUAUUGAUUACAUUCUUAUAAAGUAGAGAAGGCACUCCUGCAUAUAAACAUCCUUUAUUAAGAGGUUAAUCAAUAGAAUUUGAAGAAGUUGGACUAUAUGGUGAAUUAAGUUAAUUGAAAAUGUUGGCUAAGAAAAAACCUAAAUAAUAAUUAAAUGAGGAUUACUUUCCAACAACUAUGAGUAAUGUCUAAUUAGAGAAUCUUAAUUUAGAUAUUAAAAAUAAUCGAGAUAGUUUUAUAAAUUAUUAUCAAUCAUAAUUUGAUACAAUUACUUUACAAGAAUAUCUCUAAACUAAAUAAGAUUUCUUAAGAGAGAAAUUAUUAUCAACUUCAAAAGUUCCAAAUCCAUAUUAUUAUAAGAGAUGGUUAUGGGUUUAAUUUCCUUGGUUGGCUCUUACUUAAAAAAAUAAUUUCUCCAAAUUAAUGUAAUUUUAUGGAAAGGAUUCUACAUAAUAUAUGUCAAUCUAAGAAGAAAUACAAAUUAAUUAAAAAGCAAUUAGAUUAGUUAUAAAUGCAAAGAGUUCAAAAGAUAAAUCUAUUAAUAAAUUACCUGAUAUUAAAUAACGAUAUUAUAGUCCAACAGUUAAUAAGGAUGAACCUAUUAGACGAUUCAAUUAGUCUUUAGAAAAAAGUAUAGAUAGAGCACCAUCAACAGGAAAGAGAGGAGGGCUACCAGAAAAUAAAAAGAAAGGAUUAUAUAUUAAGAAAUAUAAUUAAUUAUAAUAUUAAAAGUAAGAAUUUAAAUAUAUAUAUUUUAGUUAAUAGUUGAAAAAUAAAUUAAAAGAAUUAUAAACAAUUAAAUAAAAUCUAUAUCCUUAAGAAGCUACAAUUGAAGCUUAUAGAUUAAAUGAUUUAACAAAAAAUUAAGGAGAUGAAUUAAAAAAACAAAUGGAUAAUUUAUAAGGAGUUUAGAAUGAAAUGAAAAGAAUGCAAACAGUUUUAAAAUUAUGUCAGUUCAAUUAAGAUUAGAAUGAAGAAAGAGUACAAUAAUUGUUUAGACAUUGUAAAAAUCUAGAUAGAAUGAUUAGUGAAUAUAAAUUGAUUAUCAAGGAAUUGAGUGAGAAAUUAUGCUCAUUUAAACAAAAGACUAAAGUAGAACCUACUAAAUUCUAAAAAUAAUAAUAAUAAUAAUAGUAAUAGCAACCUAUAUAGAAAUAAUUUAUGACAAUAAAAGAUCUAAAUUUAUUUAGUUAAAAAAUAGUAACUACAAAUGGAAAUACUUUUUUGAAUCUUAAUAGUGAUUAUAAGGUGAAAGUUACAUUUGAUAUGUAAGAUCAAUAUAAUAAUAAUAAUAAUAAUAAUAAUAAUAAUAAGAAUUUAAAUUUAAGACAUUAAAAUUCUAUCAAUAACAAUUUAUAAUAAUCAGAUAAAUUAAGGGAAACAUAAACUAGAUUAAUGUUAGAGUAAAUGCCAUCAAAUAGAAUGAUUACUCCUGGAUAUAGAUUAUCACUCAAACCGAAAGGUGAAGGAAUUGAUCAAAUAGAUUUUCAUGUUUUAGAAUAGAUUAGACAUCUUAAUUCAUUGGGAAUUGCUAAUACUUACAAUAAUCCAACAUUUGAUGAAUUUCUCAGUCAUUUAACAAAAUUUAAUGAAUUAAAUUUGGAAGUAUAAGAAUGUUAAAUAAAAUUAAACGAAGUAAAAAUUAAGAAAUAAGAAAAGUAAACAUUUUUAAAAGUAUUAAAUUAUAUUAAUUAUUAUUUUUAGAUAUUACAAAAAAAUGAGAAACCAUAAGACUAAAAUGCUGAAUAAUUUAUAUCAUCAGAUGAUGUAGAUAAAUUGAGAAGAGCAAAUGAUGCUAAAACUAUCACUUUAAAGAAAUUAAAAUAACAUAAAGCAGUGUAUGACUUUUUUCAUAGUAAUCUACAUAAAGAUGUUAAUGCUUUUAUACCAAUAAAAGAUAACUUAAAUUUAACCUAAAUAUUUAGUGUGA
Molecule: messenger RNA, 3558 nt
Organism: Paramecium sonneborni
Lineage: Eukaryota; Ciliophora; Oligohymenophorea; Peniculida; Parameciidae
Source: the annotation of a GenBank genome assembly